AUGGAUGAGCAUAAAAAGAGGCCAUUGGACAAUCCCAAUUCGGUAGACAUUGAAAGUACAAAAAAAUCCAGGGGUGCAGAUGUGACCGAUAGAUCAUUCAAAGCAGUGAUAGUCAAGAAUCUACCUCGAAGUUAUAAUAAUGGGAAAAUUAAAAAGAUAUUUCAAGAUUGUGGAAGUAUGCAGAACAUAGAAACUUGUGAUUCUAUUGAUCAUGCAUCAAGGUUUGCUAGGUUGGAAUUUUCUUCCCAUAAUGAAGCAUUAGCGGCCUUGACGAAGACAUACAAAAAAAUUGGUUCUAAUGAAAUUGAGGUUAAAUUAUUACAAGAUAGCACAUUAUGGAUGACAAAUUUUCCACCAAACUAUUCAAAUAAAAACAUACGAAACUUGUUAUUGAAUAUUGGGAUUGCAGCAAUUAGUAUACGACUACCAUCCCAUAGAUAUAAUUCAAAUAGACGGUUUUGCUACAUUGAUGUAUAUUCAAAGGAAGAAUGUGAAACAGCAGCAGAAAAACUGAAUGGAAUCGAACUUGGUCAUUACAAAUUAGUUGUAAAGAUAUCAAACCCAGCUGAAAAGGAAAAACGUUCCGAUGCAGGCCUAUUGGAAAGAAGAGAACUGUUCGUCAGAAACUUAAAUCCAUCAUCCCUUGAGAAAGAUCAUCUACAGAGUAUUUUUGGUAAAUUUGGUACGAUAGAACAUAUAACAAUCCCCAAAUCGUCUUCUGAUAUCAAUAAUGGAUGUGCAUUUAUUACAUUUCUUAAUAAGGAGGAUACAGACAAUGCACUUUCUCUUAACAAAACAGAGAUAGAUGAAAGAAUAAUAUCAGUUCAGUUAGCAGAUAAUAAAGCCUAUUUGGAGAGAAAAGAGUUACUCAACAUAUUAAAUUCAAGAAACCAGAGAAAGAAAGAAUUCUUUGUGUCGAUAUAUCCUAUAUCAGAUAAAAUAUCAAAGGAACAUAUUUUAGCAUAUAUAUCAGAGAACUUGAAGAUAAAUUCUGGUGAAGUAACUAAGAUAUUUUUGGCAAACGAUCUUAAUGGUGCGUUGGUUCAUUUUAGUGACAGACACAUUGCAGCUAAAUGUUGUGUGAAAUUAGAUAAGACCAAGUUUAUGAAUAAAAUGAUACAUGUUGGAACAAUAUCUGAUUUGAAAUCGUAUAAAAUUGAUACAUCCCAAAGAGAAAGUAAUCAUACGAUAUCUAGCCAUAAAGAUUUAAAUAUUUUGUUAAAACAGAAUGAACCAAAGGAUAACACACAGGAAUAUUCACCUUCGUCGACAUCAAAACCGGAAAUGACUAAUGAUGAUUUUAGAAAAAUGUUCGUUGGUAAUUAA
Messenger RNA from Maudiozyma barnettii, 1326 nucleotides. RefSeq names its product U6 snRNP complex subunit PRP24 (gene PRP24). The record is from RefSeq and is a predicted model, not a curated record. The coding region runs from base 1 to 1326 and encodes 441 amino acids. Gene Ontology annotation, cellular component: ribonucleoprotein complex. Gene Ontology annotation, molecular function: RNA binding. The transcript has a single exon. NCBI's taxonomy places the organism in Eukaryota, Fungi, Ascomycota, Saccharomycetes, Saccharomycetales, Saccharomycetaceae.